This is a messenger RNA of Prunus armeniaca (apricot), 1227 nucleotides long. The record is from the annotation of a GenBank genome assembly. Lineage: Eukaryota; Viridiplantae; Streptophyta; Magnoliopsida; Rosales; Rosaceae.
AUGGACGCAUCUGAGGAAGAAGUUGAAGAAGAUGUCGGCCCCGAAGUGGCAUUAGUUGAAAUCGUCCAAAUGAAAACUCCAAUCAUGUGCAAAGCGGUAGUAAGGCCGGGGAAGGAGCAGCGAAACACCCCUGCCCCAAUUGGAGGAUUCAUUCCAUACAAGCAAAAGCAUAAAUCAUAUUCUUCCGAUUUGUCAAAAGCCGAAAAUAUCUUUGAUGAAUUGUUACGAGGAAAGGCAAUCAAGCUCGAUGAAAAGCACAUAUUUCCAAAACCAGAAGAGAUCAAGAACAAAAUGUUCUGUAAGUGGCAUAAUUCAUUCUCACAUUCUAUUAACAACUGUAUUCAAUUUAGAGAUGUCAUUCAGGAUCUCAUCAUUGAAGGCAAGAUCCUCGUAGACAAGCCAACAACCAUGAGAGUGGACAAUGAGCCUUUUCCUGCACAUAUGAUUGGCGUCAACUGGAUUGAAAGACAUAACAAAAGGAAGAAUGUCAUGGAUGUCGGGGAAGAGAGGCCCAGGAAAGUUACUAUAGUGGUACCGGAGAAAUUGAAAGCCACCAUUACAGCUGGAAUCGUAAUGUGUAGCAGGUGCAAAUGCGAAUGUGAGUUAGAAAUACCCGCCAGAGGAGCAAAGAUCGAUGAACAAUUAAUCCAAAAAAGGAGAGAAACUGAGCGACAUCUUAGCAAGAUGGUGACCCGAUCGUAUAGACCUUUCAGCCCGAGAGAGGGCCCGAACAAGUCUUAUGAGACAUUUCGAAAGAUAGACAAAAGGGUUGCAGACGAAGACUCUCCUCAAAGGACUUUUGAGUCCACAAGAUUGGAAGAAAGAGACAAGGAAGCGAUCGGAUGCAACAAGCUGUCUACCACCUCCAAUUCGACCAAUGUCAGGCCACCUAGCUCGAUAAAAGCAGCAUUGAUUCAAGAUGGGAAGUGGUAUCUGGUGGGGAAAGGAGGCAAGCCAGGGAGAGAACUAACCAAUACCCAGGCCCAACAGAUCAAAAGGCAAUAUGGGAAGGCCAUAAGAGAUAUGGAGAAUCAGACGGCUCAAUCAAGUCCACAGAGGACCCAAGGACAUACUAGGUACGAGUCUCAGAAUAAAGGAAGAUCAACAAUAGGGAUGCUCAGACCUAAGGGUUCACACGUAUUCACCACCCAAUCAAAGAUGACCGAACUAAGGCUACUUUUGGAAAAUAAAAAAGCAGCGAAAGAAAAGGAACAUGGACUACCUUAA